This is a messenger RNA of Aplosporella prunicola CBS 121167, 5121 nucleotides long. RefSeq lists its product as uncharacterized. Bases 209 to 4930 code for a protein of 1573 amino acids. The record is from RefSeq and is a predicted model, not a curated record. Gene Ontology annotation, molecular function: protein binding. NCBI's taxonomy places the organism in Eukaryota, Fungi, Ascomycota, Dothideomycetes, Botryosphaeriales, Aplosporellaceae. The transcript has 5 exons.
GCCAGCUCCUCUCGACAGCUCCAGCUUUGCAAGACCUGCAGCAGCCUGCGCACCCGUCCGACAGUGUUCUCAAAGCCCAGCCAUCGCCGCACUCGCACAAAUCCUCAGUCAGGGACCGAGCACACUUCGUCACCUUCACCACCACCACCAAUCGCGACUGCUACCGCCGCCAUUCGUGCAUAUCCUGCUCCAACGCUCUCCAUCACCCAUGGCUCCCUCCACAUUUGCAUCUGCUGCUGCCGGCAGCAAUUCAAACGCCAACACGACGCGUGCCGACACGGGCGGCGAAUGGUCUCGGCGCGCAAACGGCGCAACUCAAACUUUCCGUCGCCCUUCCCAUGCCGCCAGCCUCUCCAACGCCGCCGCCGCCACCACCAGCGCAUCGAGCCCCGGUGUCUAUGUGCCUCCGCACCGGAACGGUGCCAUCGCUUCCGAGACUCGAUACCCCAGAGACCAGCUUCUCUCGCUUUUCCGGCAGCACACCGAAGACUCGGAUGAUGGGCUGGCGGAUCUGUAUGCGGGUAGCUGGGAGCCGAACUCUAUGAACGGUGCCUCGGGGACUUCGUGGGGCAGGAGUCACGAUCAUGCUAAAGAAAAUCAACCAGGCGCGGAGGUUUGCUGGGAGCGGGAGGGGCACAUGCAGCCGGUCGGUCUGGUGGACCUAACUAAUGAGGAGAAAGAGCAUUUUUUGUCCGUCAACUCCCCGUUGAAAAUACCCAACCCAACGGCAAACAAGGACAAUAAUGCGAAGGACGGCAUUACAGCGCGCAAGACUUCCGUGUCUCAUUCUAAUGGUCCGGGCACUUUUGGCGUAUCAUCUCCAACCACAAACCGCCCGGGCACACGCCGCCGCGACACUGGAGAGGCUUAUCCUUUUCCGGCUACAGGCUCCCCCGCGUCCUCUAGAUUUACCCAGGAAUCUAACGCUGCUGUUCCCCCACCGGCUCUUCUCCGCCGGCGCACCGAUUACAAGGAGCCAACUGCUAGUCCUGGACCUGGUCAAGAAGAACGCGACAAGGAUAAGGCUGAGCCGUCGGCAAACCCGUUUGGAAGCCUGAAGCGUAGCGCGACAGGCCCAUUUAGUGCUGGCAUCUCCGGACCGUCUUCCCCGUGGAGUGCUGGCCCACAAAGUGCUGGUUUUUCUCCGAUGGGCAGCUUUGGUAGUUUUGCGAUUGGCGGGACUCCUGGACAAGCUUCUACCCCCACGGAGAAGAAGCCAGGACUUCCAGGCUUGAGAGGUGAAAGCCGCUUCAAGGGUUUGAUGAGUAAAGAAAGUUCGGAAGACAUGCAGAGAACCUUGAGGGAAAAAGCUUCUUUGAACAGCCUUGGAAGGGUCAACGAGACUGAACAGGGCAGACAAACUCCCUCGUGGAUGGAAGCACGCGCCAACCGGCCCAUGAGUAAUGACACGGAUCCGUAUCUGGACGAUGAUAACAUGCGCGCCGGCAGCGCCGCUCUUGGUGGUGGCCAGGACAGCAGUCCCCCUCGCCGCCAGAUGACAGGAUUUGGAACGCCCAACAGACAAGACUCUCGGGAUGAAUCCGGUUUCUCUGCGUUUGGAAUGACUACGGACAACACCGGCCUCGGAAACUUCCUCCGUGAUCCCUACGGGCACCAUACCCCUCAGCAUCAUGGUAACGAGCCUAUGAGUCCCACCGACACCAACCCGUAUCAGAGCCCCGAGCAUGAGAAACCGGAGCCUGAUGAUCUUGACACGGAUGGCUCCGAUAUCCACAAUGCCCACCUGCCGGGACUGGGUGGGUUCAUGAGCGAAGCCACAGGAGCUUCUGGGAUGCCCGCCUUCGGAGGUCUUGGAGGCUUGAGUCGGGUCUCCAAUGCGUAUGAGGGGGCUGCUAGUGACCGCAGCCAGACCUCCAGCGUUGGUGCGAACAGAGGCUUCCCUAGUCUUGGUGGACUCGCAGGUCUUCCUGGCCUUGGAGGACCAUCUGCCUGGGCCUCGAACCAGCCGGCUGUUGGAACUCCCGGUCGCGAGCGCUUCGGUGCCCCCUUCCAGGAAGGUGGUUUCGGAUCCGUGGGAGAGAUGCAGUCACCCAGCCUUGCCGGUCUGGGCAGUAGUAACAUCUUCGGUGGCGGUAUUGGACCUGGCCUGAGCGGUACCGGCUCGAUCGGCCGGGGCAGCAAGUUGGGCUCUCUCUUCCCUGCUGCUAUGCAGGAGCAGAUGCGUGCUAGUGAACAGAACAGAUUCGCAAGCGAAGAUGGAUCCGUUGAAGGCUCCGACCGCCAGCAUGGGACUUUUGGCAGAAAUGCUUUUGGAGGCGCUGGUCCGCAGCGUGACACUGGCAGCCCAUUCCGUGCCGGUCGCGGCGUUUUCGACGACCUUUUAGCCAACAAUCAGCAAACCGGUUUCAUGGAAGGCCUUGGCCCAUUUGGCGCUGCGAGCUCCAGUGCUCUUCAGACGCCCACUCUGGCGGCCUCUCACCAGCAAAACCCUCUCGGUCAGCGCAAUAUACCGCAAGGCAUACCGGGCCAAGGUCAGCCCGUUAGCAGCUCUGCUUCUAACCAACCACCUGCAGCACAACAGAGGACGAUGGUCAUGCCUGAUCGUAUGAGAUGGAUUUACCGCGAUCCUCAGGGUAACACCCAGGGCCCAUGGUCCGGACUUGAGAUGCACGACUGGUACAAGGCGGGAUUCUUCUCGCCUGAACUUCUGGUUAAGAAGUUCGAAGACCCAGAAUACGAGCCCCUGGCUCAGCUCAUUCGCCGCAUUGGUAACUCCCGUGAGCCCUUCUUGGUGCCUCAAAUCGGCAUCCCUCAUGGUCCCCCUAGCACACAGCCUGGGAAUGCAUGGGCCGGCGCAGGAAUUCCUGCUGGCGUCCCUUCGUCUGGUGGUGCUCAGCCGCCGUUUGCAAGCAGCUUCCCUAGCUUUGGUACUACCUUGACUGCUGAGCAACAAAAUGCGCUGGAGCGACGCAAACAAGAAGAGCAAUACCUGAUGGCCCGCCAGAAGGAGCAUCUGGCUCAACAGCAGGUGCUCGUCAAGCAGAUGCAGAUGGGUGCGAUCCACCCACAGCAGCUCCAUCACCAUUCGAGCGCCCACAGCUUGCACAGUCAACCAAGCUUUGGCAGCAUUACUUCUCCGGGUGGCUACCAGCCAUCUCCCGCGCAAGGCGCGAUACCUGGUGGUCAAGCGGGUUUCUUUGACAAUUCCUUUCGGUCCGGCCCGGCAUCGGCUGGCCUACCGCCGAUCGGUGCCGGGAUGGAGAUGCUAGGCAAUAUCAGGGAAGAGGAAAUGCCGGGUAUGCUCGAGCGUCUGAACCUUGGCCGCGGUGCCCAGAUGCCCUUCGGCGCUGCCCCAGGAGCUUUCGGCGCUCAACAUCAGGAUUCGCACGCCCAGCAAGUGGCAGCUAUGCUGAAUGAUCGUGCUCGUCUCCACCGCGAACAGGUUGAGCACGAUGCUCGUGCGGCCCAGAACGAGUCCCAGGCCAACCAGGACUCUGCCAACAGACUGCAGCAGUUUAACGACCUUCGUUCUCCGCAAGAGAGCGAGGAUGCUGGCGCUCAAGCUUCUACCGAAGGUGGUGACGCCAAGCCGACCUCCCAACAGGAGGAACACCAGCAGACCUUUGAGGAAGAAAAGCAUGAGGAGGUUUCCGCUGAAUCGGAGGCGGGUGCGCCUGUUCCUCAGCCCGAGACCCCUGCCACUAAACCAUCUGAGCCUCUUUCUUUGACCGAGCAGGUCAAAGCUGCCUCUGCGAAGCAAACUCCUGCCCCUCAAUCACCUUGGGCCAAGGUCGAUACCACUAUGCCGAUGCCUUUCCCUCCUCCGCAGUCGGGCUCUCCCCUUCCUGCUCCGGCCGCCCAGAGGAAGCAGAACCUUGCUGAUGCCUUGAACGCCGAAUCUCGCUCGCGCUCGCAGACUCCUUCCGUUGAGACGCCCAGUGCUUCUAUUGCCCCGUGGGCGAAGGAGACUACCGAAGCCCCCAAGGGGCCUUCGCUCAAGGAGAUCCAGGAAGCCGAGGCCAAGAAGGCUGCCGAGGCCGAGGCUGCUGCCGCUGCUGCCCGUCGCGAAGCUUUCGAGAAGGAGAUGAUCGCCCAAGCCCAGGCUUCUCAGCCUGCUCCCGGGCUACCGUCCACUUCUACCUGGGCUAGCGGGGCUUCCCCGGUGAACACGCCUUCCACCCCAUCUGCAUGGGCGAAGCCUGCCACUGUCAAAACUCCCGGCACCCCCGGAACCAAGAAGACGCUUCAGCAAAUCCAGAAGGAGGAAGAAGCUCGCAAGCAGCGCGCCGCGGCUGCUGCCGCCGCCAGUGCGGCCACCGCCAAUGCUGCCGCUCUUUCCCAAGCUAUGGCUGCUGGUAAACGCUAUGCUGAUCUCGCCAGCAAGCAAGCUGCUCCUGCGAACGCCGGCUCUGCCCCUGGUGGCGCUUGGACUACCGUUGGCGCCAGCGGCAAGGUGAAGGCCCCGGCUGUCGUCAUUCCCACUGGCCCUGCAGCCACCAGAAGUGUUAGCUCCAGUACGACUCCUGUUACCGCCAAGGCCAAGACCGUUGCUCCCGCGCGUGCCGGUACCGCUUCAACUCCUGCGCUUAAUGCUCAGGAAGAGUUCAAGAAGUGGGCCACCAACGAGCUCAGGACUGAUCUCAACAAGGGUAUCAAUGCCGAGGAAGUUUGCAGUAUUUUGCUCGCCUGCCCACUCGAGCUCGAAGUUGUCACCGAAGCCGUGCACGGUGUUUCCCAGACAAUUGACUCGCGUCACUUUGCUGAGGAGUUCAUCCGCCGCAAGAAGCUCGCCGAUAAGGGCAUCGUUGAUACGUCGGGCACUUCUAGCCCCGGCCCAAUGAACGGCUCUGGUGGCUGGAACGAGGUGGCCAAGAAGGGCGGAGCUGCUGCCCAGACUAGCACGCAGGCGCAGAAGGAGGACGUUGCAUUCAAGGUCGUUGCUGCCAAGAAGAAGGGUGGUCGGAAAUAGGUGUAGGCGUGCGAGUGAGAGCUAGGCAUGCCGAUGGAGCGGAUGUCCGCGGGGCGUUGUGGCCGUCCAGAGCAGUGUUUCUUUCUCUGCUUUUCCACUGUUUUGCCGCGGCCAUGACUUCUGUGCGAUGAGGUUUCCGCGUCGUUCGUAGCUUGCAGAAUGCGAUACUUUGAAUGAAUUGAUACCUACCU